GAAUGCCAAAAAAAAUUUUAAAGGCCAAAGUCAAAUUUGAAGUUUUUCUCGAUUGUAUAAAUAGUACGCUAGAUUAAAAAUAGCACUGCAUCUGAGUGUGAUCGAUAGUAACACAAAUCCUUAUAUGGUUAAUUCAAAAAUACUGUAAUUUUAGAAUUUAAUUAUCAUCAUCUUAAAAUAAGAAUAUGCGCCUUGUACCUUGGAAGAAGCUGUUCAGGAUUGCUGUAGUGUGCUCUACUUUUUCUUUAGUAUACCACCUGUUUACAAGGUAUACGAAUCUGAUUGAACAAGUAGCUCUGGCCACCAAUAUAACUUUAUCUGAGGAUCAGAGACUAAUUAAACCUUAUAUAAGAGGUACAUGUCCUGGUAGAUUGGCACUAGGAAAUGUUAUUGGAUGCUUUGAAACGCUUUGGGCCUUUAGCAUCAGAUAUAAACUUCAGGUAGUUUUUCCCGACAAAGAACUAGCUGUCAUGAAAAAAACCUUUAAGAAUAUUGGUGAAAGUGUUCUAAGCGAAUCAGAAUUUAAAAAGUUAUCCCAGCAGGGACUCAAAUGGAGGAAAGUUCAGAAUGCAAAUGUUUUUUUUCUUGAACAGGAAUCUUGUAAUCCAACUAUUGAUAUUGAACAGUAUAAGAAAAUGGUAGGACAGCAUGGAAGGAAGCCUGCCUGCCAUCCAAUAUCUAUGGAAGAGAAUAUUAGAAUUGAAGAUAAAGUUCCUGUUAUAAUGGCAGCUCUUUUACCCUUCAGGACAGAAAUUACUCAUCAGCUUGAAUUUGUGGAUAGCGUAAACAAGGAGGCUGAUUAUGUGAUUGGUAAAGUUGGUGAUCUUUACAGUAAUCCUGUAUUUAUUGGAGUUCAUGUGAGGAGAACUGAUUAUGCAAGGUACCUUCAUGUUUGCUGGGACACUUAUAUGUUUGCUGGGUACACUUUCAUGUUUACUGAGUACACUUUCAUGUUUGAUGGGCACACUUUCAUGUUUGCUGGAUAUACUUUACUGUUUGCUGGGCAUACUUUCAUUUUUGCUGGAUAUUUUUUACUGUUUGCUGGGCACACUUUAAUGUUUGCUGUGCACAGUUUCACAUUUGCUGGGUACACUUUCAUGUUUGCUGAGUACACUUUCAUGUUUACUGGGUACACCAUUUAAUGUUUAAUGGGUACA
This is a messenger RNA of Eurytemora carolleeae, 1157 nucleotides long. RefSeq lists its product as uncharacterized. The record is from RefSeq and is a predicted model, not a curated record. The transcript has 9 exons. The coding region runs from base 186 to 1142 and encodes 318 amino acids. NCBI's taxonomy places the organism in Eukaryota, Metazoa, Arthropoda, Copepoda, Calanoida, Temoridae.